Molecule: messenger RNA, 5454 nt
Organism: Chiloscyllium plagiosum (whitespotted bambooshark)
Lineage: Eukaryota; Metazoa; Chordata; Chondrichthyes; Orectolobiformes; Hemiscylliidae
Source: RefSeq, a predicted model, not a curated record
GUUGUCGCUGUUUUGAGUAUGCUCGAUGUUUAAUUUACAACUGAAAAAAUAUUAAAGGAGGAACAAUUUGAUUUAGAACUGAAACUAUUCUGAAUGACACAGAAAAAUUGCAAUUAUUUUAUACACCUCAAAGCAACAGCACCACAGAUGGCAACUACUGGAUAUUUAAAAUUGAUAGGAUUUCUUACAGCUAUCAUCACCCUUUCAAUAACGGAUGCCUUACAAAGUGACCAGAACAGUAAGGAAGCAUCAGAUUUCCCAUUCACAUCAGAUGGUCGGAUAUAUCCCUGGAACAAGAUGAGAUUGCCUAAAACCGUUGUCCCAGUGCAAUAUGACCUGGUUAUCCAACCAAACUUGACCACAUUGAAUUUUUCUGCAUCUGUGAGAAUUGAAGUUUUCAUUGAAUCAGAUACCAACUCUAUAAUUUUACACAGCAAAAACCUGGAAAUCAUCAAGGCAACAGUCAUACCAGUGAAAAAUAAUGGAACAACUGGUUUGGAAAGUGACUUGGAAAUUUUGGAAUACCCACGAUUUGAGCAGCUUGCACUUCAGGCGGAUGUACCCUUGUCCUCUGGAAACAUGUACUUGAUUAAUAUUGACUACAUUGCCAAUCUGUCAGAAAGCUUCCAUGGCUUUUACAAGAGCACUUUUAAAAAACAAGAUGGUGAAAUAAGUGUGUUGGCAUCCACCCAGUUUGAGCCCACUGCAGCCCGCAUGGCAUUUCCAUGCUUUGACGAACCUGCUUUCAAAGCCAAUUUUUCAAUCAAAAUACAAAGAGAGUCCAGACACAUUGCUGUGUCCAACAUGCCCAUUAUAAAUUCUGUUAAACUAGCCAACGGACUCAUUGAAGAUCAGUUUGAUGUGACUGUUAAAAUGAGCACAUACCUUGUGGCUUUUAUCGUGGCAGACUUUAAAUGGGUCAGUAAGGAAACCAAGCAUGGAGUUAAGAUUUCUGUGUAUUCCGUCCCAGACAAGAUCAAUCAGACUUCAUUUGCACUUGAGGCAGCAGUCAGACUCCUGGACUUUUAUGAAGACUAUUUUAAUAUUUCAUACCCACUGCCUAAACAAGAUUUGGCUGCUAUCCCCGACUUUCAGGCUGGGGCGAUGGAAAACUGGGGUCUGACCACCUACAGAGAGUCAGCUCUGCUUUACAACCCUGUAACCUCUUCAGCCUCUGACAAACUUGGAGUCACCUUGAUCAUAGCGCAUGAACUGGCUCACCAGUGGUUUGGAAAUUUGGUAACCAUGGAGUGGUGGAAUGAUCUUUGGCUGAAUGAAGGAUUUGCCAAGUUCAUGGAAAUUAUCUCGGUUAACAUCACACACCCAGAGCUUCAAGUUAGAGAAUUCUUCUUGGGUAAAUGUUUCAGUGCAAUGGAAGUAGAUUCCUUCAAUUCUUCCCAUCCAGUAUCAACUCCAGUGGAAAACCCUGCACAGAUCCAAGAAAUGUUUGAUGAUGUCUCCUAUGAGAAGGGAGCUUGCAUUCUGAACAUGCUGAUGGACUACCUGACAGAAGAUGUUUUUAAAACUGGCAUUAUUCAGUACCUACGUCGCCAUAGUUAUGGAAGUGCAAAAAAUGAGGACUUGUGGAACAGUCUGACUAAUACUUGUCCAUCUGAUGAUACACAUAGAAGCAGAUUAAAUGAGCAACAGUUUUGCUUAGGAAAGUCAGAACUACCUCCUGGCUCACAGUGGUUCAUGAAAGAUGUCCUUGAUGUAAAGGAAAUGAUGAAUACGUGGACUCUUCAGAAGGGAUUCCCACUGGUUACUGUUACAGUGAAAGGAAGAGAAGUAUUAUUACAACAGGAACUUUAUCAAAAAGGUUCUAAUUCCAAAGAUGAAAAUUCUGAAUCUACAAGUUAUCUGUGGCAGAUUCCACUGACUUAUAUUACAAGCCAUUCCAAAACUGUCCAGAGGCACUUGAUGAGAACAAAAAAUGAUGUUAUCACUCUUUUGGAGGAAGUGAAUUGGAUAAAGUUCAAUGUGGAUAUGAAUGGUUAUUACAUUGUUCAUUAUGAGAAUGAUGGUUGGGAUGCAUUAAUCAAACUACUGAGAGAAAAUCACACUGUCCUCAGCAGCAAUGACCGAGCCAGCCUGAUUAAUAAUGCCUUCCAGCUUGUGAGUAUAGAAAAACUGCCUCUUGACAAAGCCCUGAAUUUGACACUUUAUCUGAAAAACGAAAUCAGUACCAUGCCAGUCUUCCAAGGCAUGAAUGAGCUCGUACCCAUUUACAAGCUUAUGGAAAAGAGAGAAAUGGUGGAAGUUGAAAAUCAAAUGAAGGCAUACAUAGUCAACUUAUUUAAGAACCUGAUAGACCAGCAGUCAUGGAGUGAUGAUGGCUCUGUCUCAGAACAGUUGCUGCGCAGUUCAUUGCUGCUGUUUGCCUGCCUUCGCAAGUACCAGCCCUGCGUUGACAAAGCAGAGGAAUACUUCAGGAAAUGGAUGGAUUCCAAUGGUACAUUGAGCUUACCCUCAGAUGUUACAUUAGCAAUUUUUGCAGUUGGAGCCCGGACUUCGGAGGGAUGGGACUUCCUGUUUGAGAAGUACAGACACUCACUCUUUACCUCCGAGAAGAGCAAGAUUAGAUUAGCCCUGACAAUCAGCAAUAAUACAGAGAAACUUCAAUGGCUAAUGGACCAAAGUCUGCAAGGUGACAUUGUCAAAACACAAGAUCUGCCUUCCAUUAUUAUAUCCGUGAGCAAAAAUCCAACAGGAUACCAUCUUGCUUGGGAAUUCUUAAAGAAGAACUGGGACAAGCUAAUAGAAAAGUUUGAACUUGGAUCACCUUCGAUUGCAUAUACUGUGACUGGCAUUACAUCUCAGUACUCAACACGGCUUCACCUUGAAGAGGUGCAAGGAUUUUUUGAAUCCUUAAAGGAUAAAGGUUCACAGCUCCGAUGUGUUCAGCAGGCAAUUGAAACAAUUGAGGAGAACAUCCGAUGGAUGGACAAGAAUUUUAUUAAGAUUGUUACAUGGUUGGAGAAUUUAAAAUCCCUUGAUUAAUUCAAUGACUAUUAUUUUGCAUCCUUAGUCAUUUCAUCAGCUCCCUUACAUAGAUACUGUUCUUUUCUAUGUUGUCUUAAAGUUAUAUCAUGUUUCAGGGAAAAUGUUAUUUACCAAGUUUGAAAAUUCAUGUGUAGGGAUACCAUUGCUGAUGCAGGAUCAUCAAUACUCAAAUAUAGAUUAAAAGAAAAAUGAUUGAAAAGAGCUAUUAAAGCUUGAGGCGGACUAUAGCAGGAAUUGCGUUUGCUACAGAGUAAAUAUUGGGGCAACAUAUAUUUUUAAAGUGUGCAUUGAAGAAAUAUAAUCCACAGAAAUUCUACAGUAAACCAUACCAUAGGUUUCAAAGAAAAUUUUCCGAGAUUCUGAGCUCAUUCUAAUUUAAAUUUUCUAAGUUAAAAUAGUGUAACUUGCAGAGAAAACUCCAUUCUUAAGAACAAGAUCAUUUGCUUUGAAUUGACUUGCCCAACUAAAGUAAAAAAAUUAAUAACCAUUAUCUUUUAAAAAUGUCACUUCAUCUGUAUUAUUUCAGUGAAACACUUUAGAAGGAAAUUGUAUCAAUGCACAGGCUUUAGCAGACACAGUUAAAUGUGAUUGAUGAUUCUUGGUACCUUAGUUCAGAAUUCUUGAGGUAUUAUGUUUUAUAUUUGCUGUGAGCACAUAUUUUACAUUUUUGAACUCUUACCUGCUCUGCAUAAAACUUUAGGAUAUUAUUAGCUCUGUAUUGACUGCAGAAUCUCCUCACCCCACAAAAAGGUAGACUAUUAUCUCGGGACAGUGCAUUUGAUUUGAUGACUACUGUAUUUGUGAAUUCCUUAAAGAAAUAAAUAGCUUAUUGGUUAGGUGGAACUCUAUGGUUGACAGCCUGAUGUCUAAAACCUCUAUUACAUAGAAUUAAAGGGAAUGGGAUUACCAAAGAAAAUUAUUUGUGAUUUUGUUAAUGAGUAGAAUAAGGCCUGUCCUAAUUUAAAUCCUGAGCCAAUUUAGCUUUAAACAGUUAAGCUAGAGAAGGUAAGCUUUUUUUCUUUAUAUUUAGGUAGAAAGGAAGUUACAAAAUUGUGAAAUAAUUGAGGUUUGCUUUUUAAAGUGGCUUAAUUUUAGACUUUUUAAUUCCUUAUUUCUUUUGCUGUUGUGUCUUACUGUUUUGCAGUUAUAAUGUGAACUGAAGGUUGCCUAGCAUUUGAAUUUCUUCAUUCAUAUUUUGGUGUCCUAUUCAAUAGGUGGUCACCCUCUGAAAGAGGGUAAUUAGUUAAGCAAAUAAACAUAUUUCUCCUUUUUUGGAGGCACAGUUAAUCUAAGCCUGAAUCUUAUAAUGAGGGUUCACAUGUGUUAUUAGGUGAGUCUGUCUAGUCUCACCAGGCCUGCUGCUACAUCUUAUGCACUGGUUCCCUCUGAGGGCCACGAUUGUGGAAACUCCUGAGUGAGUGCUCCAUCUAACAGCUUUGUGGAAGUUUUGCCCCAUCCAAGGCUUAACAGAAACAUAGGCCAGGAUCUGGUGCAUAUGAGUUUGUUUGAUUUAUAGUUCCAUUGUACAUACAUGCAGAUUUGACAAAGUUCUGGCUUAAUAGAUUCAUAAUAUCUUUAACACAAGAAAUUUGCCAACAGGCCGAUAAUUAAUGUUCAGGCUUUUUAGAAGAGCUGACCUAUUUAGUCCAUUUCCUACAGCUUUUAUCAUAGAAUUCUGCAAAUGUUAUCCUUUCCGUGUCUGACUAUGUGAGAAUUAAAUUUGUCUUGAUCAUGACCUCUAGUUAUUGAUAUUAUAGAGUGAUGGAGAUAUACAGCAGAGAAAAAUGCCAUUCAGACCAUCUAAUGUGUGCCAGUGGAAAAAAAGUUUUAGUUACAUUUUCUAGCACUUGGUACUAAGCCUUGAAUGCCUUGGCAUCACAAAAGCACAUCUUAAUACUACUUAAAUGUUAUAUUAGACACUAGACUUAUAGUUACUAUGUUCAUGCCAUUUUGAUUCUGAAUGCAUUGUAAGAAAAUAUAAUUCAAAUAUAGAAUCCAGAAGGGCAAAAUAUCAGUUGAAUGACAUAAGCCAACUUAUAAACCACAUUUUUUUAUUGUCUUAUCUAAUUUAGAUAUUAUUUUGAACACAUCAUUAUGAGCAAUAAUUAAAAUGAAACUUGAGAUUAUACAAGAAAUGUAUACAGCUGAUAAACUGGGCACAAUGCGUCUGGUUGAUAGGGAAUUUAACUUUGUUCAUGCAAAUUAGCACAAUUGAUUUUUAAACGAUGUAACUAACCUUUGAAUUGCCAGAGUAAGUAACUGUACUAAAAUAAAUUUGUGGUAAGUGACUAUAUUUCAAGACAACUUCAUUCUUUGUAAAGCAUAUUGAGGCAUUCUCAAGUUGUGAAAAAUGCUGCAGUAAUGCAAACUUCUUUAUUUUUAUGUGUGAUGAUUUAAAAUUAUUAGCAAUUGAUUUACUCGGGUUGAGAAUAAAAGUGUGCUUAAUAUUAA